Molecule: messenger RNA, 617 nt
Organism: Colletes gigas
Lineage: Eukaryota; Metazoa; Arthropoda; Insecta; Hymenoptera; Colletidae
Product: translation machinery-associated protein 7 homolog
Exons: 2
Coding region: 140-334 (64 amino acids)
Source: RefSeq, a predicted model, not a curated record
GUCAUGGAUGUACAACACAAUCUUUGCUCGCAUUGUCACAUUAGAUAUCAGUCUGAUGCAAAGUAUUGAAAGUCUUGACGUAUGAUAUUUUUGCGGUUGUUCGGGAGUCUGAUCCGGUAUUUUUCACUGUGCUUUAAGAAUGUCUGGCCGUGAUGGCGGUAAGAAAAAGCCUCUUAAGGCGCCGAAAAAGGAUUCAAAAGUUCUGGACGACGAAGACUUAGCGUACAAGCAAAAGCAGAAGGAGCAACAGAAAGCGCUCGCCGAGGCUACGAAAAAAGCCAGCCAAAGGGGCCCACUUGUCACAGGUGGCAUAAAGAAAUCUGGCAAGAAAUGAUCCAGCCAAGACUGACGAAAAUCACGAUCUUUGUACGCGCUAUUGUUCUUAUCGAGGCAUGAUUUUGACAUCAAUUAGUGUACCGACCGAAAUAUCUUUCGGCCCCUCAAUUCUGCGAAAUGGUUAACACUUGUAAAUAAACGUUCAUGAAUUAAAUUAUACAAAAGUACACAUUUAAUAGACGUUUAUGUUUCUCCAUUUAAUGUACCGAUUAAAAACGCUUGGACGAUUUAAUCGAUACAUUUUAUACGUUCGUGACCGAUUCGUUCGUGUAUCAGAUGUC